Oryctolagus cuniculus (rabbit) is the source of this 5213-nucleotide messenger RNA. RefSeq names its product mitogen-activated protein kinase 1 interacting protein 1 like (gene MAPK1IP1L). The record is from RefSeq and is a predicted model, not a curated record. Lineage: Eukaryota; Metazoa; Chordata; Mammalia; Lagomorpha; Leporidae.
CUUCCGGCGCCAGGAGGAGCCUCGCGCUCUGCUGGUGCCGCCGCCGUCGCUGCCGUCAGUCGGGCUGACCUCGGUUCCUCAGCGCUCAGGUCCCUCGGCUCCAUCGUCGUUUCCAGACCCUGCUGGGGGCUCAGAUCUUGCCAAGGAAAAUGUCUGAUGAGUUUUCGUUGGCAGAUGCACUACCUGAACACUCCCCUGCCAAGACCUCUGUGAGCAAUACAAAGCCUGCCCAAGCACAAGGCUGGCCAGGUUCCAACCCUUGGAAUAACCCAAGCGCUCCACCUUCAGUGCCAUCUGGACUCCCGCCAAGUGCAGCCCCCUCUACCGUGCCUUUUGGACCAGCGCCAACGGGAAUGUACCCCUCCGUGCCUCCCACUGGACCGCCUCCAGGACCCCCCGCCCCCUUUCCUCCCUCUGGACCAUCGUGCCCCCCACCUGGUGGUCCUUACCCAGCCCCAGCUGUGCCAGGCCCUGGGCCCACAGGGCCAUAUCCUACACCAAAUAUGCCCUUUCCAGAGCUACCCAGACCAUAUGGUGCACCCACAGAUCCAGCCACAGCUGGCCCCUUAGGUCCAUGGGGAUCCAUGUCUUCUGGACCUUGGGCACCUGGGAUGGGAGGGCAGUAUCCUACCCCUAAUAUGCCAUACCCAUCUCCAGGGCCAUAUCCCGCUCCUCCUCCCCAAGCACCAGGGGCGGCACCCCCUGUUCCCUGGGGCACUGUUCCACCAGGAGCCUGGGGACCGCCAGCACCAUAUCCUGCCCCUGCAGGGUCGUAUCCUGCACCAGGACUCUAUCCUUCCCCCAGUAAUCCUUUCCAAGUGCCUUCAGGACCUGCUGGUGCUCCACCGAUGCCGGGUGGCCCCCAUUCGUACCAUUAAGUUAACAGUGGAUGAAGAGAUGACGCUUUGCUUUUUGAAGUACAUGUAUGUGCACAUGAAUGCAUAUAUGACAUUUGCUGGUUUCACUGUUAGAGGGCAUUCAUGAAAGAACAACUCUUGCACCUCUCAGAAGAUAUCUGCCUCCUGUACUUGGACGUGUAGUACAUCAGAUGAAUACAAUCAGAUAAAAAUGGGAAAGCAGAUCAUUCAGAUGUGAUUUUGUUUGGUUUUCAUGCAAAGUUAAAGUGACUAAGUGUGUUGAAUAGAUCUUGAAUACAAUUUGUUUGAAUUAUAAAGCUAUACACAUAAAAUAUCUCAGAUGAUGUGGAUUAUUGUUAGAAUCUGCAACUUCAUUGGCAAAUUUCAAGUAUUUUUCUAUAAUCACUUUUCCCCCUAAGUAAACUUUGGAAAACAAUCACAUUAUAAUGUAAACAAAUGAUGCCUCUCAACAUUUUGAGCUGCUCUAACUACAGGAUAAAUAAACUUAGUCCUCUUGAGGUUAUGUGUUAGAUAUACAUUAUAAGACUGUAAGUGAUUAUUGUCAAAUGUUGAGUUCAUAGCCAACCAGUAUUCAUUUUUAUCUUUGAGCUUGUAGCACAAAUUUGUGAUUUAUUUUAAGCCAUAUGGGCUGUAAAGCACUAAAAUCUGGUGUUUGUGAAAAUUAACUUUGUCCUUAAUCCAGGUCAACAUGUAUCUAGUUUUUUAAGGAAUCAAUGAUCUCUUUGUAUUACUUUCGAAUGGAUUAUGAUUCGUGAAUAUUGCUUUGGAAAGAGCUCAAGGACAGAAGUCGUUUUCUCCUUGUGUUGAACCUCAAAUUAGAUAAACCCUAGGAGUUGCUUCAUUGCAAAAAGUAAUUUUCAUUCCCACAAAAACUGAGGCAGCUUUUCUGUCCAGAUCGUUCGAUCUUUGUUCCUCCCUGGUCCCUCAGUUCUAUGCAAGGGACACAUCCCUUGAUUUCUCCCUGACAUGGAGAACUGGCACACUCUAGAUAAAGUCUGUCAUAAGAACAGAGCAGUUAUGUUUAGAGAAUCUGAAGUCAUACAGACAUGACUGUUGUCUUUGUACGGAUGUGCAUUGGAAGUGUAUCCGUCUCUCAGAGUCUGGCUAAGCUAUGGCAUUGUCUCCUGCAUAGUUCCCUGAAUCUGCUUGUGAAGUGCUUACGGCCAGUCGUUAAGUUCUGUAUUUGUUGACUGGUACAUAAGUGAAAUUGAGUGCCAUCUUUGAAAAACAAAAUCUAGCUCUAACACUGAAAGUAAUAAAUUGUAGAUCCCUGCAAGUGACUUUAAAGCAGUGUUACUGUGUUGCUUAAAUAUUAACUAUUUAAUAUUUAAAUAUCAUACAGCAUUGGUCACUUUUUGACACCUUACCUUUAAAUCAGAUUCUUAGUUUUUGGGUAGACCUGACCUUAUUAAAUAGUGUUUUGAAAUUUUGAAUGUAUCUAUUGGGUUUCUAAAGUGUAAUGUGAAUUUUUCAGACCAAUGUAGAAAAUAUUUAUGCUUGAAUUCUGCUUUUGCCUAGAAAUAAAGUAUUCUGCAGCUUAAUUCUUUUAUAAUUAAAAUGUCAAGAAUGCCAAAUGCUGCCAAUUUAAUGUUUUGAAAGCUACCUCCUUUUAAGAAGUCAAGGUGGUCACUUUUGAGAGGCACAUGCAUUGUUUAACCCUUCCUUAUUUUAAGUAGAUGGUAGAUCCAGGCUUUUAGAAUUGACAAAAAAAAUUAAUUUGUUCAGCAAUUUUCAGACUAGGGAAUGUCAGACAACUCUUACAAAGUGGCAAAAGUGAUCUUUGUUUCACUUCUUCGUAAGGACAAGUGAUAGCUAUCUACAGUACUCUUAGACUCUUGUCAAAGUACUUUCCAAUAGACAAGGCAGGUGGCCAUAUCGUAUCUUACAUCAUUAGUCAAUACCAAAAUGUUAACUCUUGAAGGAUAGAAUGCUAGGAAAAAAGUGAGAUAUCAGCAAAGAUUUCUUUAUUUGUAGUUAUUUUGGCUGUCCAUCAUUGGGAUAAGUUGAUAACUCUGUCUUCAUAUGCAUUAAUGUAAUACUAGAGAGGAUAUAUAAAGAAAAGGUGACAGGUGUGUGUCGGGGGGUCCAAUUGUGGAGUCCAUUUGUGGGGAGAAAACAUUUUGCUAAAGGAUUUGAAGGACUAUAAAUACAAGAUUUGAGAAUAAAUUUGCUAGUGACUCAUACUGCCCCGUGUGUCCUAGAUGUUAACUGCCAUUUGAAUGAACCCUUUGCUUUCAAAGACUUUAAAACUGGUAUUUGGUAGUUUUGUGUUUUCGUUUUGUUUUUAGAGUGGAAAUCAAAGGGAUGAUAGAAUUCACUUUGAUUCUCUUUUUAGUUUUGUGGGACACACACCAUUUCUUCAGUUAGCUGGGGUCUGGGAGUGGAAGCAGGGAAUUUCUCAAUUGUGGGUGCUGUGAGCCAAAAGUGUUUUUGGGUUCAGUGUGGAAUUGAGAGAAGCAGAAGUUUCAGUGGAUAAAUGAGGGGAAAGCAUCUAGGAAGAAUCCCCACCCCCACCCCUUUACAAGGUAAUUCCGAUGCUGAGAUCAGUUUAUGGAAGGAGCUGCUUGUUACUCUGGAAUAUGCUGACAUAGGGGCGUUAGAGUAAAGAUUUCUGUAAAAACCCAGUGGAGGUAGUUGAGAGGUAUUCAGAAAUAGUAUUUCUGAAUUGGAAUCUUGAGUUUUGAAAUACCGUUCCCCCCGAAAUGACAAUAAACAAUUAAAACACAGACUCAGGUCCUCACACACACCUAGUUCUCUAAAGUCAAACGCUCCCUCUAAAGGAGUGUGCCACGUAGUUUAGCUCUGUUCCUUGCUCAGCCACCACCCUUUUGUGCUUUUGAAGACACUAUUUACAGCUCUGUCUGCACAGCCCUGUUUUGUACAAAGUAAUAUAUGGAUUAUUUAGGAAUGAAUACAUUGCUUAGUUAUCCAAGGACCUUCUCUUUUUUUCCUUUUUACUAUUGAUUGUCUUCAGUAGGGAAGACUUUAAUAGGACUGAAAAAAGGGUGAUUUUUUUUUUUUGUUGUUCUCAGUCACACCACUCUAGUGGACUAUUGGAAUAUUUUCUAGAAAAGUCAACUUGUCAGUGAUAACCUCACACACAAAUAGUGCUACCUUUUGCAUUCAAAUUAUCUAGCCUUUGAAACUUAGUGUAGAUAGAAAUAGCUCUACCCAAAGCUGUGGAAAGACUGUGCCUGGUUGCAUCUCAAGCAGUUGCCUAUGCUUCUAAACAGUGCCAGUGUCUUCCUCGCCCUGAGUGACAUGAGCAAGCUUUGUUAGAUGCCAAGGUUGUACACUCUAGAAAUCAUUUAAGCUGGCCAAUUGAACUUCAGCACAGAACUUGCAAAGUUUUUCAAAAGCAUAAGCCUAAAAUGACAUGAAUCACACUGAUACACUGUACUAUGCAUAGAAAGGGGGGGUGGCUUUCAGGGAAGACUAAUUUAAUUAAUAAAGCAAUAUUUAUUGUUUAAGACACGCUGUUCUUUUUUGUUUUUAGAAUUCUACCAAGCAAAACAAAAACUGCCAAUAAACUAAUCAGUAUUAAAUGCUACGCAAGCUUCUGGCUGUAGAAAACAUCCAAGGACCACAUUCGUUCAGUAAUUACCUAAAUGUGAUCCAGGUGCUACACCAGAUGCCAGAAAUACAGAUGAAAGAGAAUCCUGUCCUUAAGAGGCUCGUAGUCUAGAAAUGACAUUACAGAAGUCAUCAGAACACCCAUUAUUAGUUUACCUAGAUAAACAUUUUAGAAUUGCUCCUGGAGGAAAUUACAGCCCAGCCUUCGGGCAUUUUAAAGGGCAAAGUGGGUAUACUUUUUUUUUUAACUGCAAAAUUAGUGUUUUUCAAGAUUGUAGUGUUGAUCAGUGCAGCUAUUCAAGUGUGCAAAGUAAUGGGAUGUUUUUCCUCUUCACUUUUCCCCUGAUAGAGGUACUUAGACUGCCUCCCACUGAUUAGCAGAUACUGGUUUGUUGCCAUUAAGUAAACUUGACCUUAUGUGUAUUCUAUAAAGGUUUUUGUAAUUUUUCUUGAAAUUGUGAUUUUUCAUUGACUUAACAAAUUUAAUGUAUGUAAUUGUCUAUGCAUUUUAAGUUAAAUUGCCUAAAAUGUGAUUUGAGACAUAUACAUUUGUAUUAUGAAGUGUAAGAAUCUGUUUGGAGAUGUUAGGUUUAUCACCUGCUGCUGUAUUUGUAAACAAAGACAAAUGUUGCUUUAAGAAAUAAUUAUAAUUAGGAAUAGGCUAUGGAUGUGAUACUUGAUAUUUUUUAAGAUAAACUUGUUUGCUUUUGUGUAUAAUACCUGAAAACUUUUUUAAAAAAAUGUAUUUUCAUGGUUUCACGA